Molecule: messenger RNA, 1439 nt
Organism: Stegodyphus dumicola
Lineage: Eukaryota; Metazoa; Arthropoda; Arachnida; Araneae; Eresidae
Product: cuticle protein 10.9-like
Cellular component (GO): chitin-based extracellular matrix
Molecular function (GO): structural constituent of chitin-based larval cuticle
Source: RefSeq, a predicted model, not a curated record
GUAGCACGACUUCCUUGGGUUAGCAGCUGCCAAGUUAAAGAUGUCCAUUUUUGCUGUAACAGUUUUUCUUCUUGCCAUAUCCAGCUUAGGAUAUUCGGGUCCAGCGUUUCCUGUAGCAAGCCCAUUUAAUGUUAUCCAAGUCUUCCCCAAGCCAUAUGAAUUCGGAUAUGAAUUUGGAGAUGGACUGGGAAUGAGCCAACAUCGCCGUGAAGUAUCUGAUGGAAACGGAAUCGUCAAAGGAAGGUAUGGAUAUCUAGAUCCCUUAGGAGUGUACAGAAAUGUCGAAUACACGGCAGAUGCUGAUGGAUACAAAGCUGUCGUUCGCAGCAACGAGCCUGGUUCUGCCAACCAAAACACCGGAGAUGCUGUAUAUGUGGUACAACUUCCUCCACCAGCUGCCGUUGCCCAAGGAUUAAGAGCCGGACUUCCUCGUCUGUCAGUUUGAAUUGCUUUUGUAAUUGUUAAAGGUCUGUUUCAUAAAUCAAUAUAACAAUAUCAGUGUGUUCUUGUAAUUCUUCAUCAUUGCCUUUGCAGAAUUGCUUUUAGAUUCGUAAUUUAUUAUUUCCUCUUUAGUACAUGCCAUAAAUAUUUAAAAAUAUUCCAGAAAAACGUUAAAAAAGUGAAUUAUUAAUGCAACAGAAUAUUUUUUUCUUGACAUAAAAUCAAGAGGAGUGGAGUAUAAGCUCACUUAAAGACUAAAGACAGUCUGAAAUGAGUAGCUAAAAUAUAAUGUACCUUUAAACGGGCCCAAUUCUUAGAAAUUUAAAAAAUAAUAAGCAGAAAUGACAACAAAUAACAGUCAAGUUGGAAAUAAGUAACAUACUGCAAAAUUAUCUAGAUUAUUUAAUAUUUCCGCUUUCAGGGUACAGUUAUUUCCAAAACUUCAUUAAACAGAAAUUGCUCUAAAUGCACGUUUUGUUUGUUAUUUUAUUAUUUGGAAGUAUUAUUUAUUUUAAAAAUUGCAGAAGUAAUUUUAAAAUUAUUGAUACAAAUAUAAAAGCAGAUCUGGAUAUUUUAUCAGAAUCACGACUGUUAAUUGUUCUUGUUAAAGGAGAGAUAAAGGGGAAAAUUAUUCGUCCAGAUUCCGUUUAUUUCUCUUUCUUCUCAAUUAGUUAUACAAUUCUCUCAAAGUGAGAAGAACAUCAUUUUCAGCAAAAUAAAACUGAAAAUAAAAUGAAAUUCUAACAAAUAAAUAAAACGCGUGAUGUAAAACUUAGAUUCCAACUUCUAAAAAUAUUCAAUUUGAUAUCUUUAUUAAUGAAUUUCUUUCUAUUUCUCUUCAAAAAGAAUCAAUUUUACCACAUUUUUCAAUGUAAUUUAUGUCUAGUAAACUGGUUUCUUACAAAGACAUCCUAGCUAAUCAUUAUUUUUCUUAUGACUUUUAAACAUGAAAAAUUACAUUAAUGGAAUUAUGAAGCAAACUAAUGUUCAUAAAAUCU